Ricinus communis (castor bean) is the source of this 2606-nucleotide messenger RNA. Its product is annotated as pre-rRNA-processing protein ESF1. Gene Ontology annotation, molecular function: RNA binding. Gene Ontology annotation, cellular component: nucleus. The transcript is spliced from 7 exons. Lineage: Eukaryota; Viridiplantae; Streptophyta; Magnoliopsida; Malpighiales; Euphorbiaceae. Gene Ontology annotation, biological process: rRNA processing. The record is from RefSeq and is a predicted model, not a curated record. The coding region runs from base 167 to 2335 and encodes 722 amino acids.
CUUUUGGAUUUAAAGUUUAACACUUUAAAGGCUGAGGGUUUACUAAAACUAGAAAACUGAAGUAUACAUCCAUAUCCAAACAACACCCAUCAUCUUCAGAAGAUUUAUAAUCCUUAAAACCCUAAUAGCAAGAAUUUCCUAGUUACGCACACAAAAUUCACUUUCAAUGGGUUCAAGAAAUGCGAAUAAUCUUAACAAAAUGAACAAAAACAAGAAGAAGAAGAAACAAAUCAAAGAUUCCCUUAAAGCCAACCAUGGUGGCGCCGGCGGAGGAGGAGGAAGGGAACUCAUGGAAGACCCUAGAUUCGCGUCCAUACAUACAGACCCAAGGUUCCAGAAAGUUCCAAAGCAGAGAACGAAAGUGGAAAUAGACUCAAGGUUUAGCCGUAUGUUCACUGAUAAAAGCUUUGGUUCAUCUUCAGCCCCGUUAGACUCGCGAGGCAAAGCUAAGAAGCAGAAUUCGGAGAGUUUUCUUCGACAUUAUUAUCACAUCGAAGAAGAAGAAAAUGAAAAAACAAAGAGGGGCUCUAGUGAAGAAGAAAGUGAAAGUGAAGAGGAAUUAAAUAAAUUUGAUAAUGUGGCAGCGGAAAGCGAAUCCAGUAGUGAGUUAGAGGCUUCGGAAUCGGAGGAUGAAACGACUACUGAUGAAGAGGAUGAUGAGGAGUUGGAGAUUGAGGACGAUGGGUCUGAUGUAGAGGUGGAAAAUAUUCCAACAAUUGAAGAUGGAACUCAUAGGCUUGCUGUUGUUAAUCUGGAUUGGAGGCAUGUUAGGGCUGUUGACUUGUAUGUAGUAUUGCGCUCAUUUCUUCCAAAAGGUGGAGACAUUUUGUCUGUGGCUGUCUAUCCAUCUGAAUUUGGUCUACAACGUAUGGAGGAGGAAGAACUUCAUGGCCCUGUUGGCUUAUUUGAUGAUGAGAAAAAGAAGAAUGAUGAAGACGAAGACGAAGACGAAGAUGAUGAAAUUGACGAAGAGAAAUUGCGUGCUUAUGAGAAAAGUAGGCUGAGGUACUACUAUGCUGUAGUGGAAUGUGAUUCUGUUGCAACAGCAGAACAUCUUUACAAAGCUUGUGAUGGAGUUGAGUUUGAAAGAUCAUCCAAUGUGUUCGAUCUUAGAUUUGUUCCCGACUCAAUGGAAUUUAAGCAUCCACCUCGUGAUAUUGCUAAGGAGGCACCUACAAGCUAUGAAGGAUUAGAUUUCCAUACCAAAGCACUGCAACACAGUAACAUUCCUAUUUCUUGGGAUGAAGAUGAACCACAGCGUGUAAAGACCUUAAAACGAAAAUUUACUGCAGAUCAGCUGGCUGAAAUGGAGUUGCAGGAAUUUUUAGCUUCUGAUGGGAGUGAAAGCGAUGAUGAUGGGAAUGAUGACAAUGCAGAAGGUGAAGCGGAUAGAAAGGAGAAAAAAAGGGAUAAGUAUCGUGCUUUAAUUCAGUCUGGUGAUGGUUCAGAUGGAGAGGAUGAGGAAGAAGGCCAAGAGAUGGAGAUUACUUUUAACACUGGCUUGGAGGGUUUAAGCAAGCGAAUCCUAGAAAAAAGGGAUAAGAAAUCUGAAACUGUUUGGGAAGCUCACCUCAGGAAACAACAAGAGAAAAAGAAAGCACGGAAAAAGAGAUCCAAGUAUUCAUCUGAGGAUGAGAGUAGCGAUGCUGAUGAAGAAAUGAUAGAAGAAGCAAAUGACUUCUUUGUUGAAGAACCAUCAAUCAAAAAGGGGAAGAAGGAUGCCCAGGCUAAGGGCAAUAAAGAAGAAAAGCAACUUCUGGAUACUGAUAAAGAAGCAGAAGCAAGCAAAGCAGAGCUUGAGUUGUUACUUGCUGAUGAUAAUGAAAUUGAUAAUGGUAUAAAGGGAUAUAAUUUAAAACGUAAAAAGGCAAAGGGUAAAAGAGGGAAAGAAGUUCCAGAUGAGAAUAAAUUACCAACUGUUGAUUAUGAUGAUCCGCGGUUUUCAGCUCUCUUCAAUUCACCUCUUUUUGCAUUGGAUCCUACAGAUCCACAGUUCAAAAGGAGUGCUGCAUAUGCUAGGCAGAUGGCACAGAGGCAGCACAAGGGUGACCGGCAAGAAUUGGCUGAAGGAGAGCAUAAGAAACAACCUGCAAAAUCUCAGUUGCUCUCAGAUGAGCCAGAUGCAAACAAAAAUGAGCACCUGACUUCUGAUGCUGCCUCAUCAAAGAAGGAAAAGCACGAGCUAUCAGCAUUAGUAAGAUCCAUUAAGAUGAAGUCCAAGCAAGUUCAGCUGCCAUCAAAUGGUAAGACUAAGAAGGAUGAGAAAAUACAAUUUAGAGACAAAAGAAAUGGAGAAGGCCAAAAUUAUACAAAAGUGAAAUCCUAUGUUUCUUAACUAGUACAGAAGAGUAGGCAACGGCAGAAGCAGAGGCAUGAGUAGAAGAGUUUAGCUCCAUUGAUGUAUUGUAAAAAAUGGAGUUGGUCUUUUUUAUUUUUUUCUCUAAAUCUUUUAUGCCCAUUGGGUUUUGGUUUUUGGGGUUUAGAUUUCUUAGAAAUGGUGGGAGAUUUCUGGAUGUGCAUUUGGAAUGGCAAAAAGGAAAAAGAAAGCAUAGGUGUAAACAAUAUGGAUGAGUUAUAAAAUUUAUUAAACCUACAAUUUUGAGUUA